AUGAAGAAGGAUGUAGCAGAGCUUGUUUCUAGAUGUUUGGUUUGUCAGCAGGUGAAGGCAGAGCAUCAGCGACCCGCUGGAUUGAUUCAGUCCCUACCCAUUCCUAUUUGGAAGUGGGAUGAUAUUUCGAUGGAUUUUGUUACUAGAUUGCCGAGGACUUCACGGGGACAUGAUACUAUUUGGGUGAUUAUUGACAGACUCACUAAGUCUGCCUAUUUCCUACCCAUCAAGAAGACGUUUCCUUUGAACCGUUUGGCUCAGCUUUACAUUGGCGAAAUUGUUAGGCUGCACGGAGUGCCUUCCAGUAUAGUGUCUAACCUGAUUCCAAAUUUACUUCUCACUUUUGGAACGCUUUGCAGGCGGCUUUGGUAUUGGUAUGGCACCUUACGAGGCACUCUAUGGACGACCUUGUCGGUCUCCAUUAUGUUGGGAGGAAAUAGGGAUAAGGCUAUUCUUGGACCAGAGAUAGUGGAGCAAACGACUGAGAAGAUUCGGACUAUUAGGGCCAGAAUGAAAGCUGCUCAAGACAGGAAAAAGAGUUAUGCGGAUUGUCGGAGGCGAGCUUUGGAAUUUUCUAUUGGUGACCACGUAUUUUUGAAGGUUAUGCCAGUACGAGGAAUUCAGAGGUUUGGAGUUUCAGGGAAGCUUGGUUCAUGUUACGUGAGUCCAUUUGAGAUUUUAGAGCGUGUUGGGGCAUUAGCGUACUGGCUAGCUUUGCCUCCCCAGUUAGCCAGUGUGCAUAAUGUAUUCCAUGUCUCCAUGUUACGCAAAUAUGUUCCCGACCCUCAACAUGUGAUUGACUUCCAACCUCUUGAGUUAAGAGAAAUUUUAACAUAUGAAGAAUUUCCAAGCUGCAUCCUCGAUCGUAAGGAGAAGGUGUUAAGGAAUCGAGUCAUUCCCUAUGUGAAGGUGUUAUGGCAACAACAUGACUUUGAAGAAGCAACUUGGGAGCUGGAGAAUGAAAUGCGACGCCUUUAUCCCCAUUUAUUUGAGCAAACAGGGACGGAACCCAUAUGA
Messenger RNA from Diospyros lotus (date-plum), 1017 nucleotides. RefSeq lists its product as uncharacterized. The coding region runs from base 1 to 1017 and encodes 338 amino acids. Lineage: Eukaryota; Viridiplantae; Streptophyta; Magnoliopsida; Ericales; Ebenaceae. The record is from RefSeq and is a predicted model, not a curated record. Gene Ontology annotation, molecular function: nucleic acid binding. The transcript has 3 exons.